UCGUCUGUCCACUUUCACGCCUCCAGCACUGUAGAUGGCAGUAGCGUGCCACGCGUCGCUAUAGAAAUGCUAGGCUGGGGUCCCGUAGGCUUAAUAAGGUCCUGUUCGCGUUUACACUCCUUUACCGCACAUCAUGAACUGUAUCUUUUUGUCGUGGUCUCGUUAAACUGUUAAACCGGGACGCGUGUUUGAGCGCCGAUCGAUGUGAGCGAGCGUUCUGCGUUUGACGCGAAUCGCGCGGUAGCGGGGUUAACGCCGUCUGACAGGCGGCUGUUGGAUAGCAGUGUGGUGGGUACAGUGGAGGCACGGAAGGCUAGUUGGUGUUAUUUGGUGUUUCCCUAAAGCAGCUCGUUGUAUAACGUCACUCCUACGUCGCUAUAUGAACGGCAGACGGCAUAAAUUGUGCGAAUAGUGGUUGUAGCUAAGCUAGCAAACGUUACACUGACGUAGUAGAGCCGUUGCUAGCUAACCUAGAUAACGUUAGCUGCGGUAACUAAGGGGGGGGGGGAGCUUGUUUAGCCGUCGCGGUAAAACAAAGUUCUCUAGUUCUUCUUACAGAAACACUCCUGUCGUGCUUAUUUUAGCGAUAAAGUGGUCACACGAAAGUGUUAGCUCGUCUCAACAACACCCAACACCUUUUGUGAACAGACUGGAUUACCUCAGCGGCGCUGUGAGGGAGAAGGGAAUGUAAAAAAAAAACCUUGUACAAAACGGCUUUUCUGGACAAACUCCUGCUUUACUAAGCUGCCAUGUCUUCGGAGUUAACCAUUGACAUUCAGCUUACAGAGUUGGGCUUCUCAAGUUGGGACUUUCAGCUGUUGAAGCAGAAGGAGACACCUCAGACAAAUGGCUCUGCUUCAGUCCUCGAAGCCACUGCUGCACCUUCUGCACCAUCCCCAUCCCCCGCUGUGGAAAGCCAUGUGGAUGAGGAAACGAACGUUUCAGUGGGCCAGGAAUGCCAUGACGGCUCUUCCAGCGAUCAAGACUCUGAGAGCGAUGCUGAUCAAAUUCAGACGGAUUCUGUAGCAGUGCCCGCAGGGAGUAAUGACCCACACGUAGGACCAAACACGAGAGAGGGGACUGAAUAUGACGAGGAAGAUGACACAGUAGUUGAGGAAGAUGGGGAUGGGGAGCAGAGAGAUGUAAGGAGAACAGAUGGGAGCUGGGAGAUUGACGUUGCUGUCUAUGAUGAGGAAAAUGAAGAUGACAGUAACUUGACAGAAGAUAAUGACGAUGAUGCCUCCUCAGACACAAAUGUCUCAGAAGAGCAUCGCUGCCAUGUCUGUGCCCUCACCUUUUCCACACCUUUCCUGCUCCGUGAGCAUUUGCAUGUGCAUACAGGUGUGCGUCCUUACUGCUGUGCUGAAUGCGGCAAGCAGUUCUGCCACCUAGUGAACUACCGUGCGCAUCUGCGUUCCCAUUCUACUUUCUACUGCCUCAUAUGCAGAGCCAGAUUCGCAACACAGGAGCUACUGCAGAGUCAUCUCGAUACCAACCACUUUGAGAAGGAGUUUUACCAGUGCGAUUUCUGCAAGCGCAUUUUUGUCAACCUGGACGAGUGUAAGGAGCAUGUGCAGGCACACAAGGAAGAAGUAGGAAGCUAUCCAUGCCCCCAGUGUGACCGCAGUUUCCACCAUCGAUCCUCUCUGCUUUGCCACCUUAAGUGGCACAAGAAAAGCGCUUUAAUCUGCACCGACUGCGGCCAGGCAUUCACUAAGAAAAUCGCCCUCCUGCGCCACAGCUUUGUUCACCUGGGACUUCUGCCGUACACCUGCGUGCACUGCAAGCGGCACUUCCGCCUGGCGUCACUGUACCACAAACACGAGUGUAAGCCGGAGCACAUUCAGUGUGUAGCUUGUCUAGUUGUCUUCCGAAGUCAAGAUGACUUUGAGAAGCACAAGAAAGAUACUGGUUGCUGGGGUCAUCAGAUGGCCUCGCCUGCAAAAACAAAUGAUAUUCGAUGCAUGGAGUGUGGCCAGAUCUUUGACAGUGUGGAGGAACUGAAGAAGCAUGCUGGAACGCAUCAGAAAGUCAUGAAGUGCGCGGAAUGUGGAAUGGGUUUCCGGUCGUCGCUCAUGCUCAUGUCGCACAUGGGGGGCCAUGCAGCUCAGCGUCCAUGCCUCUGCAAAGAGUGCGGCCUGGGUUUCCCUCAUCAGCAUGCUUAUGACAGCCACCUUAAAACGUGUGGAUCGGUGAGCCCGCCAGAGGCAUCUGUAAAGAAGCCGAAACCCCCCAACUCUUCAAUGAAGAAGGAAGUUUCCAUCACUCCUAAAAGCAAAGUCUUCCGAGCUGUUACCCUAGAACCUCAAAAAGACGUCUCACAAAGUGCACCGUUGCCCUCAGCUGCUCCAGUAAGUAACCAGGCGAAGCCAUCUAAGAGUGCAUGGACGCUCAUCUUGAAUAAAGAACAUCUUCCUGGUAACGUACCUCUUGUCAUGUUUCUGCCGACAACCCUUCCUUCUGCCUCAGAGGGAAUCCAGAAUCCACAGACUCUCGUACCAUCUGCUGCAGUGUCAGAGAAACGCCUGUCAGUUCCACGUGUCAUUGACCUUCCCUUAGCUGCUACUAACCAAGUUAAAAAGUCGGACAAACCAGUUCUGUUACAAGGCAUAACUAGUCCUGGUGCGAAAGUUGUGAUACCUUUCACAACAAGUGCAGACAGUCCUAAAAUAAGAUGGACAGUAUUAGAUCAGCACAUGUCUGGUUCAGUAACUAACACACACACAGUGACAAGGGAGAACAAAACAGUGGUGGCUAUUGUUGAAUCAAAGCAGACCUUAAACCUGUCACAGGCACAUGAGCAGAAAGGGCAAGUUUCGUCAAGCCUGGAGACGAAGCCAAACCUACAAAGCUUGUCCACAGCCAGAUCACAUGAUCCAGAGACACCGCUAUGCUUAGUGAAGGUUAAGACAGAGCCCAACAGUCAGUACAGACAACAAAGAGCAUCAGCUCUCGAAGAGAGUGUCUCCUCACCGAAAACUGCUGAAGGGAGUGCUGACGCAGACAUCAGUGUUCUUGGUUCAGUAACGACGGAGGUCAGUGGUCUGUCAGAAGGUAAACCUGGCAUUUCACAGAUCAAAAAAGAACCUGUACCAUGGGAGGAAUAUGACGGCCGCAAAGGAUCACCUGACUUGAUAUCACCUUGUAGUGGAUCAGAUGUGGUGGAGGAGAACUUUUGUCAGUGUGAGAUUUGUGGUAUAGUUCUUUUAGAAAAAAACAUGAGCCGUCACUCUACAGAGCAUUCCCCCAUCUUGGAUUCUUCCUGUGUUUCUCGUCGUUCUCCCCCUGGUAGCCCUCCUUCCAAGAGACUAAACCUAGGCUGAUAGAACACUUAAUCAUGGUGAGCCAGAAAUGUUUAAUGAUUAUAACAGGUAGGAAACUGCUUGGUGUUGAAAAAUACUCUGACAUUCCUCUGAAUGGAUGACUUUGCACAAGUUUUUGUACUUAUUUUCAGAUGCGUUACGUACAGUGAUACGUGCCACAACACACAUUCCUUAUUAAUGUGUCGCCCAUCCUAAUUCGCUGCUUUGUGGAAACCUUUGUACUUUUAAGCUGAACACGAAAACUGUAUUAUUGCAUAAUUCACUUGUCCUGCCUAAGGCUACGUUCACAUUAUCAGAUUGAAGUGGCACAAAUAUGAUUUUUUUUGCCCUAAUGUGACUCAAAUCUGAUGUUUUCAAAUCCAACCCACUGAGCCACUUUCAUAUGUGGUCCUAGAUCGUAUCCGUAUCCUAUUCGUGGCCAUGCGGCUUUAAUGUGAGCGCUUGGAUCGGAAUUCAUGUGCUUUCUUUCCACUGCGCGUGUGCCAUCAUUCGGUGUUACUCUGGCAGCAGCGCUGAACAAAAGUGAAAGCCUGUGAACGAUGGAAAAGAAAACUUAGCUCACCCCUUGUCGACUUCGUCUUGCUCUAAUAAUGAAGCUGAGAGAUGAUCAGAGUUAAUUAUCUUCUCAGCGAAGCUCGUUCUGCACGUUAGUUUGUGCUGAUGAGGGACGUGACGUUACUGAGUAGGAUGUGCGCAUGCAGGUAAUUUUAGGACGCUGGUUUGUUUAUAUUGCUGACCGAUUUGAGUCACUUGCCUAAAGGAGUGUGAACCAUCCUGUCAGAGAGAUCGGGGUUGAGCAAAGAAUCAGAUUCAAGCAGCAAGGCUUGUAAUGUGAACGUAGCUGAUGUGUUCACUAUGUAAGAUAUGUGUCAAAUAAAAAAGGCAGUAGAUCAACAAGUAAGUGUAGUACAAAGCUGUUCAAAGGGAUUAUGAACAUUCUGCAUAAAACGUGUGACUUCAUUGUUUGUCAUUCAUUGAUGUCAGUUGGAUUACGGCCCUAGUUUUACUCAGAUGGGAGCCUAUUUUAACCUGGAAGGAAGUGACAUUUCUCUGAAAUACAUGUACUGUGUUUAGAUGUGUACUUCUGCUGUGAAAUUCUGGACAGUAACACUACAGCCAUGUUUACGUUUCAUGGUUUAUUCCAUUCGGGUCCGAAUUAUCAGGGUAAAUAGACGUUUUAUUAUUAUUGUUACCACCAUAAGAGUGCAGUUCAGCUGAUUUCGACUAAAAUAUAUAAUGAAAUAAAAUGAAAAUGAUACUAAA
Pygocentrus nattereri (red-bellied piranha) is the source of this 4586-nucleotide messenger RNA. RefSeq names its product zinc finger protein 264. Gene Ontology annotation, molecular function: RNA polymerase II cis-regulatory region sequence-specific DNA binding; DNA-binding transcription factor activity. NCBI's taxonomy places the organism in Eukaryota, Metazoa, Chordata, Actinopteri, Characiformes, Serrasalmidae. The transcript has 4 exons. Bases 750 to 3323 code for a protein of 857 amino acids. Gene Ontology annotation, biological process: regulation of transcription by RNA polymerase II. The record is from RefSeq and is a predicted model, not a curated record.